Rosa rugosa (rugosa rose) is the source of this 2441-nucleotide messenger RNA. RefSeq names its product cellulose synthase-like protein H1. Gene Ontology annotation, molecular function: cellulose synthase (UDP-forming) activity; mannan synthase activity. The record is from RefSeq and is a predicted model, not a curated record. NCBI's taxonomy places the organism in Eukaryota, Viridiplantae, Streptophyta, Magnoliopsida, Rosales, Rosaceae. Gene Ontology annotation, cellular component: trans-Golgi network; plasma membrane. Gene Ontology annotation, biological process: cellulose biosynthetic process; plant-type primary cell wall biogenesis. The transcript has 9 exons. The coding region runs from base 71 to 2338 and encodes 755 amino acids.
CAUGAGCAUACACCAGGACCAAGUAUACUAGGAGACAAAGAAAGAGGCAAAGCUAUCAGAAACCACUGUAAUGGCAGAUUCUCUAUCUCUUCCUCUAUGUGAAAAAACCAGUGUUAAAGUUUGUACACUGCGGAGAGCCCUAGAAAUUGUAAUUUCAUUCCUCUUCAUUUGUCUCCUUGCUUAUCGUCUCUUCUCUCUCACUGACGAUGGCAUUCCAUGGCUUCUCGCCUUCCUCUGCGAGUCUUGGUUUGCCAUCAAUUGGGUUCUCAACCUCAUCACCCUAUGGACUCCCAUGGAUUACAAAACGUACCCCAACAAUCUCUUGCAACAGGUGCCGGAGCUUCCUGCGGUGGACCUGUUUGUAUCAACGGCAGAUCCAGUGCUAGAGCCGCUUAUCGUCACGGUGAACACUGUCCUGUCUUUGCUGGCGGUUGAUUACCCAGCUCACAAGCUAGCUUGCUACGUAUCCGAUGACGGGUGCUCCCCCCUCACCCUUUUUUCUCUCAUUGAAGCCUCAAAGUUUGCUAGGAUUUGGAUUCCCUUCUGUAAAAAGCAUGACAUUCAAGUAAGGGCACCUUUCAGAUACUUCUCUGCGGACGAGUUCACAUUACGAAGUGAUAGUCCACCGGAGUUGCUUCUAGAACGGACAAAAGUGAAGGAUGAGUAUGAAAAUCUCUGCCAAAAGAUUAAAGAUGCAGGCCACCAUUCGGUACCCCUUGAUAUUUCUGAAGACUACGCAACUUUUGCCCACAAACAGACUAAUAACCAUCCUACAGUGAUCAAGGUAAUAUGGGAGAACAAACAAAGACUUUCAAAUGGAUUACCACAUUUAGUUUAUGUAGCCCGAGAAAAGCGUCCGAAUCACCCACAUCAUUACAAAGCCGGGGCGAUGAAUGUUUUGACCAGGGUCUCUGGGGUGAUGACAAAUGCUCCAUUUAUGUUGAACGUGGACUGCGAUAUGUAUGCCAGCAAUUCGAAAAUUGUUCUUCACGCAAUGUGCUUAUUGCUGGGUUUCAAGCAUGAAAAACAAGGUGCAUUCAUUCAAUGUCCCCAAAUCUGCUAUGACUAUUUGAAAGAUGACCCAUUUGGAAACUCAAUGACCUUGCCUUUAAAAACUUUUUGGCCAGGGAUUGCUGGGAUUCAAGGACCACUGUAUGCAGGAACUGGAUGUUUUCACAGACGUAAAGUUAUCUAUGGUUUAUCCCUACAAGAUAGUACGGGUCAUAUUCAAGGAAAUUUGGACGUUGAGGCACUGAAAGACCGGUUCGGAAAUUCCAUGGAGCUCGUUAGCUCAGCAACUAAGAUUUUAGCAGAAAAAAUUGAUCAUCCACAUGACCUAUCCAGUGCUGUUGAAGAGGCAUGUAAAGUUGCUAGCUGUGGGUAUGAGCAUAGCACAUCCUGGGGAAAACAGGUAGGCUGGAUUUAUGGGUCGAUAACUGAAGACCUUCUAACCGGGAUGAAGAUCCAUGCAAGGGGAUGGAAAUCCAUCUUAUGUAUGCUAGAUCCACCAGGCUUUGUUGGGUCUGCACCUAAAAGUGUGCCAGUUAUGCUAACCCAAAGGAAGAGGUGGAUCACAGGACUCCUAGAAGUUUUGUUCAGCAAAAACAGUCCUAUCUUUUCCACCCUCAAUGCCAAGCUCGAGUUCAGGAUGUGCUUGGCGUACAUCCGGAUCCUAAUAUGGGGCUUACACUGUAUCCCUGCUUUAUGCUAUUCUCUCCUGCCAGCCUACUGUAUCAUUACCAACUCUCAUUUCCUUCCCAAGAUAGGAGAACCGGCUCUCCUAAUGUUUGCGGCUCUAUAUCUUGCCAACAACUUAUACACUCUGUAUUUUUACCUUGAAUCUGGUCUAUCAAUCACUGCAUGGUGGAAUUAUCAAAGAAUGGGGCCACGAAGCACAGUAUUAUCGACAACUUCUUUGCUAUUUGGGACCAUGAGUGUGGUACUCAAGCUUGUGGGCGUUUCUGAGGUGGUAUUUGAAGUCACACAAAAGGAUGAAUACUCCUCUAGUGAUGAUAAUCAUAAUGCCAAUGAUGCUAAUGCUGGCAAGUUCACUUUCGACGAGUCUCCAAUAUUUGUACCACCUACGACCCUCUUGUUUGUGCACUUAACAGCGUUGGCUAUGAGAUUGUUGGGAGUGAAAUUACCAGCAGCUCUACAAGUGACGACAGGAGUUGGGGAGAUAGUGUGCAGUUUGUGGGUGGUGAUUUGCUUUUGGCCAUUUUUGAGAGGGUUGUUUGGGAAAGGUAAAUAUGGAAUUUCAUCGUCCACUAUACUCAAGUCGGGUGUGUUAGCUUUGCUUUUCACGCUCUGCUGUGGAAAAUUCUCAUUGCCAUUGUGAUGAGAAUCAUCUCUGAAUGUUUGGACAAUUUGGCAAGUUAAUUUGAAUAAUUACUAUUGUACUCUUGUAUCGUGCGUAUAAUAGUGGAUAAAUUUAUUUUACC